Magallana angulata is the source of this 3126-nucleotide messenger RNA. Its product is annotated as SH3 domain-binding protein 5-like. Gene Ontology annotation, cellular component: cytoplasm. NCBI's taxonomy places the organism in Eukaryota, Metazoa, Mollusca, Bivalvia, Ostreida, Ostreidae. Gene Ontology annotation, molecular function: protein kinase inhibitor activity. The transcript is spliced from 8 exons. Gene Ontology annotation, biological process: negative regulation of protein tyrosine kinase activity; intracellular signal transduction. The coding region runs from base 8 to 1648 and encodes 546 amino acids. The record is from RefSeq and is a predicted model, not a curated record.
AACAAAGAUGGCCGACCGAGAUGGUCGGCUAUCGCCUGCUUGUCUUGAUGAUUUGGAGGACGAGUCUUUGGAUCCAAGAAUUCAGGGAGAAUUGGAGAGAUUGAACAAGGCGUCUGAAGAAAUAAACAAGCUAGAACUGGAACUUGAUGAUGCUAGAGCCAGUUUCAGGCAAGCUCUCACAGAUUCCACACACCAACUCAAUUCUUUAGCCAAAAAGCUUGGCUCCGUUGUGGAAAAGGCUCGACCAUACUAUGAUGCCAGGAUGAAAGCAAAGGAGGCUCACAUUGAGACCCAGAAGGCAGCUUUGCGGUUUGAGCGAGCAUGCAGUAUGCACGAGGCAGCUAAGGAGAUGGUGCAGCUAGCGGAGCAGGGCUACAACUGUAGGGAGGAACCGUCGGACCCUGCCUGGCAGGAGAUGCUGAACCAUGCUACAAUGAAGGUGAAUGAGGCAGAAAAGGAGAGGAAUGAAAGUGAACAAGAUCACAGGCACAUAAUGAUAAAGUUUCAGGAAUGUGAGGAAGUCGUACAUCACCUGCAGAGGGAGCUCAAGAGAGCCAUUGCCAAAUCUAAUUUUUCCACUCGUCGAAGUUUCCUCCAGAUGAGUGAUAUAGUAAACCGAUAUCAUUUAACAAUGUUGCCAUAUUUUGAAAUGAAGGCAAAGUUCAAUCAAACAAUGGAGGAACAGAAAAGAGGAAUAAAAAUUCUAGAAGAAGAUGUCAGUUCAGCUAAAACCAUGUAUUCUGAAGCUUUACGGAAUCUGGAGACAAUCAGUGAUGAAAUCCACCAACAGAGAAUGGAGAAGAGGAGAAAUGAUGAACUUGGGGAGAGGGGGGCAGGGGUAGGGUCAGAGACCCCCUCCCCUCCCCCUUUCAGAGACUCUGGUCACAUUAAUGGUGAGGGGCAGAAUGCUGGUGUGGAGACUGAGGAAUAUGUUCCCUCCUCGGUUAUUUAUCCAUCUGUUGAAAAGGCUCGAAACCCUAGUUAUUUGAAAGCGGUAGGUGAUUAUGGGGAAAAGGACGAAGAAUUUCCUGUGCCAAGUUUUGAGAGUGAAUACAAGUCUCUUCCAGAUCCCCACAAACCAGCUUUUAGAACUCGUAGUGCUCCGAUAGUUGAAGAUGAUGUGUUCUCCGAUGACCAGCGAGAGCGAAGCCAGUCAAUGAGACACUCCAAACCAAAUCCAGCUCAUCUGGAUCAGGGUCAGUCCAACUCUGACCCAUCCAGACUAAACAAGGCUGAAUCCAGAAAGAAACUCCAGGCAGGGGGGUUGAUUCUGAAAAUAGACUCCAACAUGGACCCCUUAGCUGGAAUGUAUAGUGCUCCAUUAAAACCGACUCGUUCAACCAGAUCUCAGGGCAAGAAUCGUAGCAGUAGGAAGUCCAAGAGUACUACUGGGUGGUCCCCUCAGUCGAGUGUACUAAGUGUUCCAAGCGGGGAGGAUGGGGAGAGCUCAGACUCAGAGAGCGUGAUCAGCACAGGACCAAUGUUGGAUGACGAACAAGUCCUGGCUCUCACUCUGGACUUUGAGAAGGUUUCCACAGACGAUGCCUCUCCACCAGCUAACCUUAACUGGCGUCGGAAAAGUCUACCCCCUAAUCUCAGUCACUUGGAACAAUUUUUACAUAAGUCUGUAGAUGAUGAAAAUGUGUAAGCAAUUAGUCUGUAAACUAUGAAGACUUGUAAACAUUUGUUCAUUUUUAUUAUUUUUAUUUGUAAUCAAACUGGUGCAUUUUCUUUGUUGAUCUUUGUUGUAAACUCAGUUUUCAUUCAUAGUAAUUUUUGUAGCAUGUAAGGCAAAUUUUGAACCUGUUGAAAAUGUAAAAAAAAAAAAAAAAGUCAUACUGUAAAAUCAUGCUAGAAAAUGUUUGAAAUUUGAGGUUUGAAUACUAGUAUGUGGGGAAAUAUUUACAUUUUUUUUCUUUGUGAACUGGGUAUUCUGCAGAAUCUCUGUUAAAUAUUUGUCUUUGCAGGAUAAAAGUUCUUGAAUGAAAACUGCCAAAAAAAAUCCUCCAUAAGUGUUAAAAAUGGGUUAAUGAUCUGUGUUCCUUUGAGAACAGGGUAUUUCUGUCGGUGCUUGUGAUUUUCUGCUGUUAUACUUAGUAUAUACCUUGGUAGCGUGUAAUAUGUGGUGGUGUGAAACAUUUCCCCCUCAAGGACCUGUAUAUUUUUUAUUUUUUACCAGGCUUACAUUAGUUAGCCUUUAGUUUUUGUACUGUGCUUAUACAUGGUUUUACAUACCCUCUUCAAAUCAAGCCAUCUUUGGACAUUUGUUCUACAUUUUGUGUAUUUGAAUUUUGAAACUUGAAUGGAAAAAAAAGGCUUAAGACUAGUCAAACUUAACACUACCUAUACAGUAUUUUAUGCAUUUUAUAUUAAAAUGUAUUUUACACUUUCCCUAUUCAGUUCAAGUAAUUCAAAAGUCUGAUAUUCUGUUUGAAAAUGGCAGUUAAACUAGCCAAUUUUUUAAUGAAGUUAUUAGCCCAAGUUUGAAUUUAGAGCUAUUCUCAGCACACACCCACCCCCCCCCCCCCUCCCCAUGAUUGAUUUAUGAAUGCAGACAUUUUAUACUGGUAUAUAUUUAUUUUAGCCAUUAGAAUUACAUGACCAUUUAUACAAUCAGAUCUCCAUUUUGUUUUGAGAUUCGUAAUCAGUGCCUCAUAAUGGAAGCAUAAUCAAAAUAAUCCUUCUAUCCUCUGUUGUGCUUUCUCACACAGUCACACGUUAGCCUGUGUUGUUAAUUAGACAUCAGUGCUUUUAAAAAUUCACUUAAUUUUCUUUUAAAGUUAAGUUAUUAGACGGUAGUUAUGUAAACUUUAAAGUUAUACCAGCACUGUAGUCCAGGGAUUUUUUAUAAAUCAAAUUCAAUACAAGCGGCUGUCAUAGUAAAUGAAUGUGACCAAGAUUUAUCUUGUUUCAAUUACUCUAGUAAAAAAAAAAUCAACUUGUAAAUGUAUGAAUCUUAUAUCUGUAUCUUUUAAAAAGUGUUUAUAAGGUUGACUGACAAAUAAGGUAUGUGAUUUCUGAAGAAUAAUGAUAUAAUUGAUUCCUCUCAGAAUUAAGGUAAGGUUUUACUUUGCAUAAUGUGUUUUGAUGUUUAGAAUGAAUAGAAUAAAAACGAGGAAUCUCUAA